AUGUCAAUUGAAUUCCAAAGAAAACAUUCUCAACUACAAAGAGAAAAUCUUGGUUCUCGUUUGACUCCUUAUGAAAAAUUACCAUCAAUUGGUAAAUCGAAUGAAUAUAUUCCUCAUCCACCAUUAAUUAAACAUUCGACAAAACCAAAUCCACGUCUAAGACAAAUUAAACAAUACGAAGAAGAAGAAGAAGAAAAUGAAAAAAUUGUUUUGGCGAUUCAUUUGAAUGAUGGGAAAAGAAUUGUAAAAGAGUUUUGUUCAAAUGAUGAAAUUCUUCGCAUUGUCAAAUAUCUUGAAAAUCAACAAAUUGAACUUCCAAAAGAUUUUUAUUUUUCCACCGGUGAUGUUCCUAAAAGACAAUUGAAAGAUUUUCAUUUAACACUUAAACAAGUCAAUCUUCAAACUCAUACUAUGAAUUCAAAUGAAUCCAAAGUUUUAUUAUAUAAAUCUCUAUUAGAAUAUUCGAAAGUCUUUUUAACUGAAAUUCCUUUACAACAAAGUCGAAGUUCAAGUGUAAAUGAAUCAAUUUCUCGAGAUGAAAAGGAAAUUUCAUCAACAAGAUCAAGUUUUAAUGAAAUUGAUAAAGAUUUAUUAUCGAAAAGAGAAGAUUGUCAACAACGUCUUUCAUUAUGUUCAAGAAGAAAACUUUCUCUUUUAGCAUUUCAAGACAAAAAUGAUAAACAACAUUCGAAAUUUCAAAAGUUCAUUGAUGAUUCCAAUUUAAAACGAUCGAAAAGUCUUCGUCAAUAUCAAAUUGAAUUAAGAGAUUAUCUUUUCAAAAGACUCGAAGGAGAUCAACUCAAACAACAAUAUGAUCAACUUAAUCACGAAUUAUAUGAAUUAGAUCAACAACGAAAACUUUAUCUUCCAUAUCGUUUAUUACAAGAUGCUUCGAAUGAUGCCAAAAGUUUAAUUCUCAGAUACAACACAUUAUACGAUGUCAAAAAACUGUUAAAUGAUCGAGAUUAUCAAAAUGAAAAAACAGAGAAGAUAAAUGAAAAAGAAAGAUUUAAGGAAAAACAAAAAUUAGAAAUGACACAAUUAGAAACACGUUGUGCACAAUUAUAUGAACAAUUAACUUAUUUAAAAAAUCAAGUUAACAAUCAAGAACAAAAAUUAAUUGAACAAAUGGAUUUAAGAAGAAAUCGAACACAAACAAUUAGUCGAAUUGAAUCUUGUAUUUAUUAUCUUUAUGAACGAUAUUGUCUUCCUCAUCAAAUUAAACAAAUCAAAGGGGAUUGUUCAAUUGCAGAAAAAUUAAAAACAAUUCAAGAUUUCAUUUUAUAUCGAAUUGAUCUCGUUAAUCGAACUCAUUGA
Adineta ricciae is the source of this 1317-nucleotide messenger RNA. The record is from the annotation of a GenBank genome assembly. NCBI's taxonomy places the organism in Eukaryota, Metazoa, Rotifera, Eurotatoria, Adinetida, Adinetidae.